AUGUUCGUCUCUCUACAUGCAAUCUACCGCGCUGCCUCCGCGGCCAGCGGAAGCACAGCAAGGUCAUUUAUUGCUAAGCCUCAAGCCGCGAACUCACAAUUGAGCCAAAUCACACGAGUGCUGGGCAGCCAGCUCUGGGCUUCGCAACGACGACUCUUCACUGACGAAGCCAGAGAUGCUGUGUCCGAAGAGAGGAAACCCUUUGUCAGGCCUAUAUCUAAGCGUUCAUUCGGCCUUCCACCUACCCGCCCUAGCCCUGAGCCAAAAUCCACAGUCUAUGUCGGUAACAUCUUGUUCGACAUCACUGCAGCCGAUUUGAAGGAAUACGCCAGCAAGUAUGGAAAGGUUGUGGGCUCUCGCAUUAUUUAUGACAGCCGUGGUCUAAGCAGAGGAUUCGGUUAUGUCAAAUUUGAGAAUAUCGAGGAAGCUAAAAAGGCUGUCAACGACAUGCAUCUUAGCGAAUUUGAAGGCCGCAAACUGAGCGUCAACUAUGCACAGAUGGACUUGAAGGAGGAAACACCACAAAGGACCAUAGAGCCAACUCGUACCGUCUUUGUUGGCAACAUCGCUCAUCAAAUCACUGAUCGUGACCUUCACGAACUCUUCGACUCUAUUCCCAAUGUCUUCGAUGUCCGCGUUGCUGUUGACCGUAGAACCGGCAUGCCAAGAGGGUUUGCUCAUGCCGAGUUUACUGAUGUCGAGAGUGCUAUUGCUGGCUUUGAGGCAUUGAAGGGCAAGGCUCCGUAUGGCCGCCCACUCCGAUUGGACUAUAGCCAUAGCACCAGACGCCCAGGGGAGACCGACAACUCCAGAGCCCCGGCCAACUCUGCAGAAGGCGAGUCAGCAGCCCAGACAGAAGCCCAGCCACAAACCCAGCAAGAAGUGGCUCAAGAGGCCCAGCAAGAAGCCAAUGCAACCCCUUCUGAAGAUGCCACCCCUAAGGCCGCUCAGAUCUAA
Microsporum canis CBS 113480 is the source of this 957-nucleotide messenger RNA. Its product is annotated as nucleic acid-binding protein. Gene Ontology annotation, molecular function: RNA binding. The coding region runs from base 1 to 957 and encodes 318 amino acids. The transcript has 3 exons. NCBI's taxonomy places the organism in Eukaryota, Fungi, Ascomycota, Eurotiomycetes, Onygenales, Arthrodermataceae. The record is from RefSeq and is a predicted model, not a curated record.